GCGCGCACAGCGGAAGUGAGCGCUGCUGACAGACAUGGCGUGUUUGCUAGCGAGCAGCGGUUCUCGCUCCACAAUGUUUUCCUCAACGCGGCGAACCAAACCCCGCUCAUGGACGAGCUGCUUACUGCUGGCGAUGUGUUUAACGUCGCUGCCAGUCUCGGCCAAGCGGGACAGCCUCCGGGAGGUGACCGACGAGAACUGGGAGGAGAUCCUAUCCGGAGAAUGGAUGAUUGAAUUCUACGCGCCCUGGUGCCCGGCGUGCCAGCAGCUCCAGCCGGCGUGGAAGGAGUUUGCGGACUGGGGGGAGGACAUGGGGCUCAACAUAGCCAAGGUGGACGUGACUGACCAACCCGGUCUGAGCGGACGAUUCAUCAUAACCUCACUUCCGACUAUCUACCACUGUAAGGACGGCGUCUUCCGGAAGUACCAGGGCGCUCGCACUAAAGAUGACUUCCUCAGCUUCGUUGAUGAGCAGAAAUGGAAAGCAGUCGAGCCGGUUUCCUCCUGGCUGGGACCAUCUUCGUUUCUAAUGAAUUCAAUGUCUGCUUUGUUCAAGCUCUCCAUGUUUAUCCGGCGUUGUCAUAACUACAUGACCGAGCAGCUGGGGAUUCCUGUUUGGGGCUCUUAUGUUAUCUUUGGCUUGGCUACUCUGUUCUCUGGUCUUGCGUUGGGACUGUUACUGGUGUUCAUCGCAGACUUUGUCUUCCCCUCACGACGAUUUUCAUCUCCAGAUUACUACCAGAAGAAACAGUCGAUGCAACAGGCAAGGUUACUCCAACAACAAGAGGAAGAGCAUGAGGCUGACGGCGAGGAAGACGACGAUGAAGAGGACGAAGAUGGCGACCAGGAUGACGUCUGGAGUAGAAGGAGAGGGUCCCCAGAGGGCCGCCCAGAACCUAAGGGACAGGGUUUCUCUGACGAAGCUCUGAGGAAGAGGGUGGUGGGCAACCGUGAGGAGGAGGAGGAAGAGGAGGACACUUAGAGUCACAUGGCCCCUACACCUUUUUGAGAAGAGCACCGUGGAGUCAGCGGAGUCGGAGGAGCCUUGGUCCCGAGCAGCAGUGUUUACAGAAGGGAGCCCUAAAUGUCCCCUCCACCCCUUAACCUCCCCUUCUUCUCCUUCUCCUCUGGGCCCCCAGAAACACCUCGCUUCUUUUCUUCUCCUUCCCUUGUUUUUUAAACGGGAGUGCUUUUAGACUCACCACCGCUCUCUCCGCCUGAGCAGCAGGCUCCACCUGGAACAAGCUGAAGCACUCCUGAUACCUGUUUCCACUCGUGGAAACAAACCGCCUGGCUGAGGUAUGAAGUGCAGUAGAGAUGGAUUUUGCAAUGUUGUUUAUGCUAUGCAUCGUUUUUUAAAGAUUGUUGUGUUUAUUAUA
Messenger RNA from Dicentrarchus labrax (European seabass), 1379 nucleotides. It is a transcript of the gene tmx1, whose product is annotated as thioredoxin-related transmembrane protein 1. Lineage: Eukaryota; Metazoa; Chordata; Actinopteri; Moronidae. The transcript has 8 exons. The coding region runs from base 35 to 982 and encodes 315 amino acids. The record is from RefSeq and is a predicted model, not a curated record.